Messenger RNA from Cyclopterus lumpus (lumpfish), 947 nucleotides. RefSeq names its product proteasome activator subunit 3 interacting protein 1 (gene psme3ip1). Lineage: Eukaryota; Metazoa; Chordata; Actinopteri; Perciformes; Cyclopteridae. The record is from RefSeq and is a predicted model, not a curated record. Gene Ontology annotation, cellular component: nucleus.
GGUGUUUUCACUGUGACACAGAACGUCAUUGAUUUGGAGCAGUAACACCAUAUCAACUAGCCGAGUUUGUUGUAAUGGAAGAGGGAGCGACAACGGGCGUCGAACUCAGCAGGAAGUUUGUGUCGGAAUCUGAGCUUGAUGAGAACAGGAAGAAGAGACAGGAGGAAUGGGAGAAGGUUAGGAAACCCGACGACCCGGAGGAGGCCCCCGAGGAGAAGUACGACCCGCGUUCCCUCUUUGAGCGAUUGCAGGAGCAGAAGGACAAGAAACAAGAGGAAUAUGACGAGCAAUUUAAAUUCAGGAACAUGGUGAGGGGAUUGGACGAGGAGGAGUCCAGUUUCCUGGACGAGGUCUCCCGGCAACAGUGCCUGGUGGAGAAGCAACGCAGAGAUGAGGAGAAACAGGAACUGUUGGAAUACAGAAGCGCUGUGGUGAAGCAAGCGGCCACUGAAAGCCGCAGAGAGCCCGAAAAGAAGGUGGCACCUAAACACUCGGGGGCGGAGCAAAAGACCAGCCAUCUGUCUCAGGCCCAUUUAUUGGCUGGAGCCGUCAAGAGACGCAGUUCCUCCCAGUCCUCAGACAGCAGUAAGAAACAGAAGGUGGAAAUCUCAACGACAGGAAAUGGAGACAGACACACAGAACAGGAGGAAGGAGCAGGGGCAGCAGGCGGAGCUAAAGAUCAACAAACAGUCCCCGGCUUGACGGCGAAGGCCCCCCCGAGCUCCGGUCAAGGCGUGUUACACCUGCCGUCGGCCGCCGUGUGUGUGGGUGUUUUACCAGGACUCUGGGUUUAUUCCGGCAGCAGCGACUCGGACAGCAGCUCGGACAGCGAAGUCUAAGCCGAGCAACCAAUCCCGCACUGACCACACCGACGACAUCCUGCCCCCCUACACCCAACCCUACUCCCAACCCGAGCCACAGCGACUGCAAGCUGGCUGAGGGAACAG